Molecule: messenger RNA, 6903 nt
Organism: Phalacrocorax carbo (great cormorant)
Lineage: Eukaryota; Metazoa; Chordata; Aves; Suliformes; Phalacrocoracidae
Source: RefSeq, a predicted model, not a curated record
UCUUGCCACGUGCGGCGCUUCCGGGGGGGGGGGGGAAACACCGGGACCGGGACGGUGGCGGCGGGCGGCCUUGGCCGCAGGAUGCAGCGGUGGCCGGUGCUGCUCUUCCUGGCCUGGGUGUGCUUUCUGUUUUAUGCGGGUAUCGGGCUCUUUACGAGCGGGUUUCUGCUGACCCGCAUCGAGCUCGCCAGCAGCAGCUCCUGCUCAGACCCUCUCCUGCCGCCGGCCUGGGAGAGGCGAAACCUCCCGGCAGGCUCCUGCUGGGCGCCCCAGCGCUUUCCCAAGGCUGUGCUUGUCAUCAUCGAUGCCCUCCGUUUCGAGUUUGCCCGCUUUAACGCGGCCAAGACCACCCCGCUGCCCUACGAGAACAAGCUGAGUUUCCUGCACCACCUGGUGACCUCUCAGCCCCGCCAUGCCCGCCUCUACCGCUUCCGAGCCGAUCCCCCCACCGCUACCAUGCAGCGCAUCAAGGGCCUCACCACCGGCUCGCUGCCCACCUUCAUUGACGUGGGCAGCAACUUUGCCACCUACGCCAUCCAGGAGGACAACCUGCUGGCGCAGCUGGCACAGAACGGAAGGAGAGUGGUCUUCAUGGGUGAUGACACUUGGGAAGGACUCUUCCCAAAGAAGUUUUUCCGCUCGUAUUUCUUCCCUUCUUUUAACGUGAAGGAUCUUCAUACUGUGGAUGAUGGGAUCCUGCAGCAUCUCUAUCCAACUGUGGACAGUGGUGAAUGGGACGUGCUGAUUGCUCACUUCCUCGGCGUGGACCACUGUGGGCACAAACAUGGACCUGACCACCCUGAAAUGGCUAAGAAGCUCACCCAGAUGAAUGAGAUGCUCAGGUCCUUGGUGGAUCACCUGGGGAACGACACCCUUCUUCUGGUGGCUGGGGACCAUGGCAUGACAGAGACCGGAGACCAUGGUGGUGACAGCGAGAAGGAAGUGAAUGCAGCUCUGUUUGUGUACAGCAAAACACCCCUAUUUGGCACUGGCCCUCCAGAGGAGCCUGAGGCCAUUCCCCAGGUGAACCUGGUGCCCACUGUGGCCCUGCUGCUGGGUGUGCCCAUCCCUUACAGUAACAUUGGGGAGGUGAUGGCAGAGCUGUUCUCCGGGGACGGUGAUGCUGUGUCUGCAGCCUUGCAGCAGCUCUCGGUCUAUCACAUCAACGCCAAGCAGGUGGACCGUUUCCUGCACUCCUACUCGCUGGUGGCUCAAGACCUGCCAGCAGAGCAGCUCCAGCGCCUGCAGGAGCUCUACUCCAGUGCUGUGGAGGAGCACAUUUGGCUCUUGGCCCAGGUGCAGGGAGCGACGCUGGUGCCUCCAGAGCUGGAGUCUAGGCUUGGAAGCCUCAUUGGCCGCUUCCAGCUCUACCUACGGGAGGCAAGGGCUAUGUGCACCCAGACCUGGGCCCGCUUCGAUCCCCUGCGUAUGGUGGGGGGCUGCACCCUCAUCGCUGCUUCCUGCUUGCUCUGCUACGUGACCUCAGAGCUGGCUGCAGCGUCGGACUCUUUCUAUCGCAGCUGCCUCCUGUACCCACUGCUUUGGGGUGUGGUCGUGGCUGUUCUGCUUGGGCUGGCCCGUGUGUUCACCCAGGAGGGGCUGGAUCUCCUCCUGGUGUCAUCAUGGGCAGCCGCAGCUUCUCUGCUGGGUUUUUUCUGGCACUGGUGGGGCCGGCAUCCCAAGCGAGCCCGUUUGGCGGGCAGUCAGCCACCUUUGGCCAGUGUUGGCCUGAGGCAGAGGCUGCGAGCAUGGCUGGGGCUGGCAUUCCCCAUGGGCAUUCUCCUCUUCCGCUGUGGAGCUAUGUUCUCUGAUAGUUUUGUGGUGGCCGAGGCCCGGGUGGCCCCAUUCCUGCUGGCCUCACUGGUGACGUUGCUAGUAGGGAAGCUCCACUGGGAUGGUCGCCUGACUGUGCCAGAAGGCCCCAAGCAGCAGUUUCUUGGCUUUUCUUCUUACCGGAGGGAGAUCUGGUACCUGUUGUGCUUUGUGGCCAUGCUCUUGGUCUGCGUGCGCCUCUCCGGUUUCUUCCACCAGUGCCGUGAAGAAAUCCCCCAGUGCCGGCCCUCUCUUUUCCUCUCCCCCCUUGCCAGUCUGAGAAACACACGGGCCAAGAACCUCUUCUACCUCCUGUGUGUGGCCUUGCUGGCUGGGCUGGCCUAUGCAGUGCGGAGCUGGCUGCGACACUACGGCAACCUGAACAGCUCAGACCCCCUUGUGCUCUUUGUGCGCUGGGGUUUCCCGCUGGUGGUCCUCUGCAUUGCCUGCUACUGGGCUGUUGCCUCCAGCGCUGAGGACUCUCUCGGCAAGCUGCAGGAGCUGGUGCAGGUGGCAGUUGUUGCCUUCCCAUGGGCUGUCUACGGGCUAGCGUCCGUGGGGCUGCUGCUCCUGCUGUGCAAUCCCAUGACGGUGUUCGCAAAGGACACACGGGAGUCGGCAGGAUCCAUCGUCACUCCCUCCCUGGGGGUUCCCAGCUCUGAAGUUGACUUCCUCCACGUCAUCCCUCAGAUCUACAAGAGGAUGCAGGAGUCUCAGAAGAGCCGCCUGGAGCGGGGCAGCUGCAAGGCUGCUGUCGCAGCGUAUGGGCUGGGCAGUGUCUACUCGGCAGCCCUGGUCAUAGCGCUCACUCUGCUGGCCUUCCUCUUGAUGCUUCUGCACAGUGAGCGAUUGAGUCUUGCCUUCCUUCUCCUCUUCCUGGAGGCCUUCAUGCUGCUGCACAUCCACACUCGUGCCAGAGGCCUUGCUGGAGACACUGAGCCUUUUUCGGUGCCCUGGUAUGCAGUCAUCUCCUGGCUCCUUGCUGCUUCCCAGUUCUUCUAUUCCACAGGCCACCAGCCCAUCUUCCCGGCCAUCCACUGGAAUGCAGCUUUUGUGGGCUUCCACCUUGACCACAGCACAAACUUCCUGCCUGCUGUCCUGGUGGGCGCCAACACCUUUGCCUCCCAUAUCCUCUUUGCAGUCGGCUGCCCUCUGCUCCUGCUUUGGCCUUUUGUGUGUGAGAUGCCCAGCUUGCAGAAGAGGAAGCCCAAGAAGGAGCCCCGGGAUGAGCUGCAGGAGGUGGAGGAGCAUAUGAUGGAGAUGAGGCUGAGGGAGUCCCCAGAGAAGUUCUCCAACGCUCUGCUGCAGCUGGGGCUGAAGUAUCUCUUUGUCCUUGGGACACAGCUUCUGGCCUGUGUUUGUGCAGCUAUGAUCCUCAGGAGGCACCUCAUGGUCUGGAAGGUCUUUGCCCCAAAGUUCCUCUUUGAGUCGCUGGGCUUUGUGGUGAGCAGCAUCUGCCUCCUUCUGGGGAUCUCCCUGGUGAUGCGUGUGGACUGUGCUGUCAGCACCUGGUUCAGCCAGCUUCAGCUCAGGGGAGGUCAGAGCUCUCGCUGGGCGCCUGUUGGCAGCGGGAGAAGUCUGCUGCAGGAACCCAAGAAGUAAGAGUCCUGAAGUGCUCCUCUGGAGAAACACCAACCAGGGGUCUUGCUGCUACUUCCCUGACAACUGUCCCUGCUGUGCAGCUGGUCAGCUUCAGUGGCCAGCAAGGCAUCACCCUGGCUGUGCAGAGACAGUGACCCACAGGAAGGGGCCUGCUGAGGAGGGGAGGUCCCGCAGUCACCGCUUCUCUUUGGAUGUUCAGUUUUCCUGCAGGAAUCAAAGUGCACACAGUUACGCGUACAGAUUGUUCCUGGGGUCUUGGUGGCAGCUGCUCCUCUGUAAAGUCAGUUGGCUGCUCUGUAGUGAGGCCCCUCUUGCCCUACGCUCCCAUUUUCCUGGUCUUCCUCAGCCCUGCAACAGGCAGUGAGGAGCACUGUGCUGCCUCAUGCAGCCUGAAGCAGACUUAGGUUGUUGGGGGUGGGUGCAGGGAGAGCUCUGUCCGUGACCAAGAAACUCUCUACCCAGGGUCUUGGCCUGUUGCUGUCCCCUUGGGCUGGGCCACAGCAGCCAAGGCCCCCAUCUCUCCCUGAGCGUGUGCUGCCAGGUGCCGGCUGUUGGUUGUGAACAGUUGAGAUGCAGCGGGUUGAGGUGCAGCAGGGUGUAGUGACAGAGCGUUGGCUCAUCCCUGUAUCAGAUUUGGUCAGGAGGAGAGAGGAGUCUGGAGUAGCUGUCCCAACUGCAGGAUUGGCCUUGGUGUGAACUCUGGUGCCUGGGAAGAGCUGCUUGAAAGCCCUGAGCAGGUGACAGGUCUUCUGGGAGGCGGCUUAACCCACCGGUGUCUGUGUAUGUGCUGGGGUUUUGUCACCCUGCAGGGUCCCCAGGCACUGCAGCAGAUGGCAUCUGUGAUUCCACACUUGGUACUUGUCUCCCUCUUGGCCUUGGUGUUCUCUGUGGGACUUCAUGCCGCAAGUGAGCUACCCCAAACCCACCCUUGACUGCUCACAGUCAGGAGACAUUAUAUUUCCUUCUUCAUGGGCAGAGGUGGAGGACAGCGACCACGGUGCCUGGCCACAUCCCAGCUACAUUUCCCCUGCAGUUUCAAUGGGAGCUGGUAUUCCUUAGUGCUCUGAAGCACUCUGUGGCAUUACUUGGUGCUGUGAAACCUUUCGUCUCUUCCCCCUCCAGAGAGAGCUGAGGACUGCUUGCCUGGGAUUCCUGUACUGAUUUUUGUUCUGAUUCCAUUUGUUUUUUAACUCAUACACCAUGACUGACCCUGUUUGAGUUCCUAGCUGAAGACUGCUAGCUAACUCCAGGCUCUUCCUCUCCUCUGCCCUGGAAAGUCCCAGGGAAAGUGUCACCUCUCAUCACUUCAGUUCUUGCCGUUAAUGCCCGAGUGCCCAGGCACUGUGGAAAAUGGCUCUUGAGGGCAGGUUUAGUUUUGUGUUUUACCUCUGCAAAACGCUUGCUCAGGUGUUAGGGUGCAAGUCCAGGAAGGCUUAUACUGCUCUAAUUUUGGGUUUCUUUUGCCUGGCCUCGUCCUGACCUGCUGGCUGUUCUCUCCCACCUCAGCCUCACGUCUCCCCUGCAUGGUGGGCCUGUCCUGCUUAAUUUCACCCAACAGAGCCAGGGACCGGAUUGUAGCCGGCAUGACCCCAGGGCUCCCUCACUGCCUGGAUGCAUGCACACCAGUGCUAACACAAAGUGAGGGAAGCAGCGUGCAGUGGGGGAAGCGGAGGGGGCAGGAAUGGAUCAGCCCACAAUGAGAUGGGCUUAAGCAGUCCCACCUUUAAAAAGGUUUCAUGCUGUAUUUGCAACUCCUUGGUGGCCAGGCGGUUCUUGGUGCUGAGGGGGCUAUGCUGAUGGGUGAGGGGUGCAUCAGUGCAGAGAGGAGGAAAGGGAUGGAGGGAGCAGCUACCCAGUUAAUUUUCAUUUAACGUGAGGUCAGUCUAGAUAACGCAUGUUGCUAAACCCCAAGGCUGGAGCCAAAACAAAUCUUGUUGUAACCUCAUAACCCGGUGAGAAGCUUGCUGCCUGAACAUAUUUGUGCUGGCAGAAAUCCUUAUGGUCACUAGUGCUGUAGAACUGGCCCCUGACAUCCCCACAGCUGCCACCCAGGCCCCUGGGAUUCCUUCUUGCCCAUCUCUGGGUCUAGUUCCUCUUUCGAUGGUCACAUAACGCUGCUGAGCCUUCCCAUGCCCAUUGUUCAGUUGGAGUGCUCAGCUGGUGCUUGGGCAUCCUCUCCUCAUCCCUCCAUGUCACCUUCCUCCUGGGGCUGGAGGCUUGGGCAGAGCAGAGAGGACAGUGGAGCUGCAGCACCAUGAAAACGUGCACACUUAUCUUGCCAGAGAGCAAAGAAAACUUGCAGUAACAAAGCUGUAAAUGCAUUCUUGUCACUGCAGAGAUGCCAAGGAGUGCUAGCUGCUCGGCCAAGGCAGACUGGCUACUACACCAAAGAAUUCAGAUUCAAGAAGAUGAGUUUUAUAAGAUCUGGGGAAGCUCUUGCUUUCUGUCAUUGACUUUUUCAGUCUUUGCCAGCCUUCCCUAGCUGCCCUCAAGCUGAUUGUUUGGCUGCCCUUCUCCUGACUAUAACGGGGAUGACAGAGUUGAUGUUGGUCCAAGGCCUGGACACGCUGCAGAUGCUAAAAGCGGAUGCGGCUGUGUUUGCGAUUUAAAACCCUGAGGAGUGCCCACUGGUCCAAACCAAGGCUCUUUGGGAAGCCUGAUGUGCUGGGCGCAGGCUCUGUCCUACAUCCCCUUGCAGAGAUCAUCCCCGGAGCCUGCUGGGUCUCUCCUGGAGCAGUUAUCCCAAGCAGUUCCUUUCUGGUCCCUAUGUCCGUUGGCUGAGCGUGAUGGGGACGUGCCAUCCCCAGCGUGCUCAGCGGAGGGGUUUCCACCCUGCGCUCCACAAAGCUGCUGCACUGUUGGCUUUUGGAGGCAUCAUGCAUGUGCUCCUUGGCAGGGCUAGAGUGGGCAGUGCCCUCUCCCUCCCCGAGCUUGACUAGAUGUGCCAGGCGGCUUGGAGCGAGAUUGUUGUUUUAUGUUUUGUUAUUGACCUCUCUGUGCCUCAGUACCCCAUUUGGGAAAAAAAAAAAAAGGGGGUGGACCCAGUUCUGGAAAGUAAUUGGGGAGCUCUGCACGCAGCGUGGUGCUAGCUUUCCUGCGUAUCUCAGCCGUUAACGCUUUUGUCCCCAUUCAGCAGCUAGAUUGGAAAGGUGGAAGUGAUGCUUGAACCUCUGCUAGGAAGUAGAGCCUUUUUGCUUCAAAAAAAGAAACCCCAAAAAACCCCAAAACAGGCAAGUUGGCAGUACUCAUUCACCUGACAGGUUCAGCUCCAGCCCCCUGUGGUCCUGGGGGCCAGUGCCUUCUCUUGCAGCGCUGGCGCGCCGCUGACCUGUCUCACUGUGGGCUGUGCUGCAGCCGGGGAGGGGUCCCUUCCGUAUUAAAUGGCUUGUUAAUUAAUCGGUGACGGGUGGAGAUUUGCUCUCAGAGGGUUGUCAAGAGGCUCUGGGCGGCUGCGAAACGGAUAUUUGCAAAUAAAGCGGUGAGAUCCAA